AUAUCAGAUCCACACAGGAUUACAACACUCCAUUAUCAGACCCAGACAGCCGAGCUGUUUGCCUUCACACAUGGACACUCUGCCCGAGAGGCUCCGCGAGGCCGGCUACACCACACACAUGGUCGGCAAGUGGCACCUGGGCUUCUACAGGAAGGCAUGUCUGCCCACCAGAAAGGGUUUUGACAGUUUCUUCGGUUCUUUAACAGGAAGCGUGGAUUACUACAGUUACGGGUCCUGUGAUGGCCCGGGGUUGUGUGGGUACGAUCUCCAUAACGACGAGGGUGUGGCGUGGGGCCAGGAAGGGAAAUACUCCACCACGCUGUUCACACAGAGAGCUCGCAAGAUCCUGGAGAGUCACGACCCCACAGACAGGCCGCUCUUCCUGCUGCUCUCCCUCCAGGCAGUUCACACUCCUCUACAGACUCCCAAGUCCUACAUCUACCCCUACCGUGACAUGGUUAACGUCGCCAGGAGAAAGUUUGCCGCCAUGGUGUCCACAGUGGACGAGGCGGUCCGAAACGUCACCUACGCUCUGAGAAAAUACGGAUACUACCGGAACAGCGUCAUCAUCUACUCCACCGACAACGGCGCCCAGCCAUUCACGGGGGGGAGCAACUGGCCGCUGCGAGGCCGUAAGGGAACGUACUGGGAAGGCGGAGUCCGUGGAGUGGCGUUUGUUCACAGUCCCCUGUUGAGACGCAGGAAACGUGUCUCCAAAGCUCUGCUGCACAUCACUGACUGGUUCCCCACACUGGUGGGCCUGGCCGGGGGCAACAUCAGCCAAAGUCGGGGCCUGGAUGGUUUUGAUGUUUGGCCCACCAUCAGUGAAGGGAAGGAGUCACCUCGUCUGGAGAUCCUUCACAACAUUGACCCUCUGCACAAACCUGCUGUGAGAAAGACCUGGAAGUCCGACACGAAGGGAGCCUCAGGUGAAAAUGAAAUGAAGAAGCUGAAAGGUCCAGGCCCGGCCUUUAAGAAGCCAAAGAAGAAGAAUAAGGUCCUGAGGCAUCAACCAAAGCAGAAGUCGGCGUUCAAGUUGAAGACCACCAAGAAACCUCAGAGGUUUUCCUACCACGCUGCUAAACCUAACUCCAAGUCCAAGCCCCUUCCCAGACAGAAGAUUAAGCCUCUUUCAAAAUCAAAACUCAAACCCAAGACCAAAGUCUACCCUCAGAACCAGAGACAUCACAAACAACACCUGAAGUCUCACCCCAGUGGUACUCCGUCUAUCUCAGGGACAUCCCUCCCUGAAUCCCAGCCUCAGCUCCAAACACAUUUUAAGUCAAAAUCCAGGCGGACCGUAUCCCAGAACCAGAACCUCGCAUCACGGUCAAGACCACCUCAGCCAAAAUCCAAGACACAGUUUAAAUUACAUUUAAAGUCAAAGUCCAAGCGGACAUUAACCCAGUACCAGAACAUAUCCCAGCCAGAGACGCUGCAGCCCAAAUCCCAUCCCACCCCCCAGAUCGGGCUCGAGUCGUUCCAGCCUGUAUGGGACACAUCGGUCCAGGCCGCCAUCAGAGUUGGGGACUGGAAGCUGCUAACAGGAGACCCAGGACAUGGAGACUGGGUCCCCCCACAGGUACUUCCCACUUUCCCCGCUCCCUGGUGGAGCCUCGAACGUUCAGCCCCACCCUUCCUCAAACCCUCCACCCACAAAAAGGUCUGGUUGUUCAACAUCACAGCCGACCCGUGUGAGCGGCGGGACCUGACGGACCAGAGGCCGGACGUGGUCCAACAGCUGCUGGCCCGACUCGCCUACUAUAACCAAACGGCCGUGCCGGUUUAUUUUCCGCCCGACGACCCUCGAGCCAAUCCCAGCCAGAACGGCGGAGCCUGGGUGCCCUGGGUGGACGAAGAGGAGGACGAGGAGGGAAAAUAUCACGGAGUGUACAAGAAAGGUAGGAACAACAAGAAGAAAAAGAAGAAGAAGAAGUUGCGGGUGUGCAAGCUGCAGUCGUUCUUUAUGAAACUGAACACCGGGAUGAUGUCCAACCGGAUCUGAGGCGAUUGCGUCAGAGACUUCAGUGUUUUCUGAUGUUUUUAUAUUGUUACAUCUUCGCUUCCUGAAACCAACCAACGAAGUGGGAACAGAGUUCAUUCAGUUGAAGAAAACCUCCUUCAAAGACUUUCCAGAACGUGUCUUUUCACUGGCUUCACUUUUCUACUCGUUCCUCUGAAAAUCAACAGUUUAUUUUUUAUUCUCAAACACAUUUCUUUGUCGUUUACUGUCUGAUUUCUAAUAAUGUUAAAUAUGAACGUUGUUGAAGUAUGUACACGUACUGUCAAACAUCUCGUCUGAGAUUAAGGAUCAGGUCGCUUCAGGCUUUUUGGGUUGACUUUUAAAAGGUCAGUUCACCACCAGUCAGAAGGGUUGGUGGUUCGAUCCCCGGCUCUUCCUGCUGCAUGUCAAAGUGCUCUCGAGCAAGAUACUGAACCCCAAAUAGCUCCUGAUGCGAAGCCAUCUGUGUGUGAAUGGGAUCAGUUUCUGUUUCUGA
Messenger RNA from Morone saxatilis (striped sea-bass), 2498 nucleotides. Its product is annotated as arylsulfatase I-like. The record is from RefSeq and is a predicted model, not a curated record. NCBI's taxonomy places the organism in Eukaryota, Metazoa, Chordata, Actinopteri, Moronidae.